Molecule: messenger RNA, 451 nt
Organism: Acanthoscelides obtectus
Lineage: Eukaryota; Metazoa; Arthropoda; Insecta; Coleoptera; Chrysomelidae
Source: the annotation of a GenBank genome assembly
CUUGUGCAUUUUGCUUACUGAUACUUCCAUCUAGUAUUUUAUUAUAAAUCGUAUUUAAAAUGUGUGAUACUCCUGAUAGUGAGAGUGAUGUGCCGAUGCAAGAAAUAAAAGAUGUUAGCAGUGUUAGUACGCCUAAAAAAAACUAUAAAGUGCGGAUUAUGCGCAGAAAUACAAAAGAGACUGGGAAAAAGAGCGGAAGUGGCUCCAGUCAAGUAAGAAAGGUCCAACUUACGCGUGGUGCAAAUUCUGCAGUUGCGAUAUCCUUAUUGCGAGGGGCAAAGGAGAAAUUAAAAAGCACACCACCACUGCCAAACAUAUAAAGUCAAUAUCAACCAUCAAAUCGCAACCAUCUGUGGCGUCAAUGUUUGGCAAAAAAUCCAAAAAUAUCGACGAAAAGGCAAAAGAGAGUGUUUUGCGUCUUGCUGGUUUUAUAGCGGAGCAUAGCUUGCCA